CGACAUCAGUCAGUCAGUCGCCGCCGUCGCCGCCAAUCGUAAACAAAAUCGCAAUCGGUCAGUGAAAGUUUUUCUUUCGUUUCUCCUAAUUUCGUUUCAGUUGGGAUUUAUGGCGAUUUCAAUUCGUAAAAAGGUAAAAAGUGUAAUGCCAACUUAACUUUAAAUACGCAAAAAAAGCGAUGAUAGUUCCGACACCGGAUUGAGGUUAAACCCCCCCUAAAAUGGAGUCGAGUAACGGUAGCGAGAAAGCCGACCUAAACAACUUGGUCAAAAACAUCGUCAAAAUUUUGCUGUCCACCUCCAAGUAUUUCCACUGUCCGUUUUGUGCCGAUGAGUAUUUGUUCGAGUUCACCCUGAGACAUCACCUGCUGAAGAAUCAUGAAGAGGACCUUUCCAAGAUCGUACAAUCGCCGGAUUCCAGUAUUAAGUUCUGUGAUAGCAACAUUUGUCCAUACUGUGGGGCCUUAUUCUAUUACAUUUCGGCGCUACCGAAGCACAUCAUGAACAGCCACAGCCGGGACUGUCUCAUAAAGUGGCAAGCGAUUGAGCGGGACAGCAGUCUGCGCAAGAGAUUUGCCACCGAGCCGAGUAUCCGGUGUGUUCCUUGUUCGCCGGGUUUGAGCGAUCUCUUCGAAGAACUGAACACUGAUUCCAGCAGAAAGAAACAUCGAAGUCACCGCAGGAAGCCUUCCCCUCUGUACAAGUCAGCCCUGAAGAAUGCCAACCGAAUCUCCGCUUCUAAACGUAUUUCCGGCGAAUCUUGGGUCAGUUGUGACUUUGAAUUCACCUCCGGAGAAGCAGCUCUCAGUGGUUCCGGUUCUGUAGGACGUCGAUCCAAUAGCGUCCGGAGGGAGCUCCAAUUCGAUGCGGUCGCAUCGGAACCAACGUCCCCACAGGAACCAGAGGGCGUUUGCUCCGUGAAGAAAACGAAACGCGCUCGAAAGCGUUUCAAUCUGAAAUCACUCAAACCGAGAGUUGGCCUGAGGAAGUACGUGCUGUCAAAGUUCACCAAAAAGUAUCGAUGCAAAAUUGUGACCAGCACACCGAAUAAUUUCCUGGAUGAUAGUGACGUCGAACGGAGCGAUUCCCGGUUACACAAUCAGGAACGCUGGAACAAGUUACAUCUUGACUGAGUGGCGGCAGGUGAGUACCUUCCUAUUAAUCGUUGUUGGCACCCCCAAAGUAUGGAUAUUCUGCAACAGGAAUAUUCUUCUAAUUUUUAUGGUAUUAUCGAAUCAAAAGUUAUUUAACAGAAUCUAAAAGUAUUUUGACAGUAUGCUUUAACGUAUCUCCUUGCCUAAUUAUUGUAAUUCGUGGGCAUUAUUUGUAACUCGCAUUUUUUUGGAUGGGAAUAAUUAUACAUGCUAAGAAUAAUAUAUAUGUCGAUUUUUAGCUAA
Aedes aegypti (yellow fever mosquito) is the source of this 1397-nucleotide messenger RNA. RefSeq lists its product as uncharacterized. Bases 222 to 1133 code for a protein of 303 amino acids. The record is from RefSeq and is a predicted model, not a curated record. The transcript has 2 exons. Lineage: Eukaryota; Metazoa; Arthropoda; Insecta; Diptera; Culicidae.